Iphiclides podalirius (scarce swallowtail) is the source of this 789-nucleotide messenger RNA. The record is from the annotation of a GenBank genome assembly. Lineage: Eukaryota; Metazoa; Arthropoda; Insecta; Lepidoptera; Papilionidae.
AUGUUAGUACAAAGUACUACAGAUAUCAGAGAUAUCAAGGAAGUGCGAGUCGGCAAGUCUUCUAAAGAUUUUGAGCGAUGGCCUGAAGAGACUAAAAAACUUGAAAAUUCUAAAUGUUUUACUAUAUAUUAUGGGACUGAGUUUAAACUGCGUUCUGGCUCUUUUACUGCUCAGACUGAUAAAGAAUGUGAAACAUGGGUAAAGGGGAUAAGGUUUCUAGUUGAGGAGGCUAUAAACACACCAUACCCACUGCAAAUAGAAAGAUGGCUACGAAAAGAAUUUUAUGCAAUUGAAAACUCGCAUGAGAAGAUUACUCUUAAAGAAGUAAAGGCAUUUCUUCCAAAAAUUAACUGUAAAAUAUCAACAAGCAAGUUGAGAGACAUUUUUCAAGAAAUUGAUACUAGUAAGCGUGGUGAAAUUGGUUUUGAUGACUUUUCUAUUCUUUACCAUAGAUUAAUAUUUGAUGAAAAUAAUGUACAUGACAUAUUUGACAAGUAUUCACUUUAUUGUGCAAACGGUACUACCAUUACUCUUCAUGAGUUUCAAAGAUUUUUAUUAUUGGAACAACACGAUAAACUAGGGGAGGACGAAGCUAAGUCAUCACAAUUUAUAAGGGAUUAUCUACGAGAUCCACAGAGAGAUAUUUAUGAACCAUAUUUAACAUUGAAUGAGUUUAUUGAAAUGUUGUUUUCAAAGCAAAAUACAAUUUGGGACAGUAAACAUAAUCAAGUAUUGCAAGACAUGAAAAAGCCUUUAUCACAUUACUGGAUUUCCUCCUCCCACAAUACG